This is a messenger RNA of Tigriopus californicus, 980 nucleotides long. It is a transcript of the gene RpL8, whose product is annotated as large ribosomal subunit protein uL2-like. The transcript has a single exon. Gene Ontology annotation, molecular function: RNA binding; structural constituent of ribosome. The record is from RefSeq and is a predicted model, not a curated record. Gene Ontology annotation, cellular component: cytosolic large ribosomal subunit; ribosome. The coding region runs from base 94 to 864 and encodes 256 amino acids. Gene Ontology annotation, biological process: cytoplasmic translation. NCBI's taxonomy places the organism in Eukaryota, Metazoa, Arthropoda, Copepoda, Harpacticoida, Harpacticidae.
AAUCUCGCAACCACGUGCUCUUCCUUUUCCGGGCUGACUUUGGCCUAAGUUCAACGUGAAUUUGAGCCUCUUCGCCAUUUCCUAGCCUCUAUCAUGGGUCGUGUGAUUCGCGCCCAGCGCAAAGGAGCGGGCUCCAUCUUCAAGUCCCACAGCAAGCACCGCAAGGGAGCACCCCGUCUCCGACCCGUCGACUACUCGGAGCGUAAUGGCUACAUCAAGGGCGUCGUGAAGGAGAUUCUCCACGAUCCCGGUCGAGGCGCGCCCUUAGCCGUGGUCCACUUCCGCGAUCCGUACCGCUACAAGACCAAGAAGGAGCUGUUCGUGGCCGUGGAGGGUAUGCACACCGGGCAAUUCGUCUACUGCGGCAAACGCUCGCAUCUGACCAUCGGCAACGUGAUGCCCAUCGGGAUGAUGCCUGAAGGCUCGAUCGUGUCCAACUUGGAGGAGAAGACCGGGGAUCGCGGCAAGAUGGCCCGUUGCUCGGGCAACUUCGCCGUGGUGAUCGGGCACAAUGUCGACACGCACCGAACGCGCGUCAAGCUGCCCUCGGGUUUGAAGAAGGUCAUCCCUUCAGCCAAUAGGGCUAUGGUGGGUAUUGUGGCCGGUGGUGGGCGUAUUGACAAGCCCAUGCUCAAGGCCGGUCGGGCCUAUCACAAGUACAAGGCCAAGCGCAACAGCUGGCCUAAGGUGCGUGGUGUGGCCAUGAACCCCGUGGAGCAUCCUCAUGGUGGUGGUAAUCAUCAACAUAUUGGUAAGGCUUCCACCGUGAAGCGCGGCACGAGCGCCGGUCGCAAGGUCGGUCUGAUCGCCGCCCGAAGGACCGGUCGAAUCCGCGGAGGCAAGAAGUCCGUGGACAAGGAAUAAGACGGACGGCGGUCACCCUACCGAUCCUGAUUUAUGCCCGCUGCCCGAUUGUCACGCCAGAAAAGAGGAUGAUACGAUCGAAAUACAAGCUUAUUCUGGUUUUGUUCCCAUGCGAA